AUGGGAACUGUUAUCGACUCCCAUUUCUUAGGCCUAACUGCCAUUGUCACUGUGGGGUAUCAGUUUUUGUUCUUUAUAGUCACAGCCCUUCUCAAAUUCCAUAAAGUCACGUACUUUGCAGAUAGCACAAAUUUUGCGAUAAUUGCGAUAUUGACUCUGAUUCUGAAAGGCACAUGGAAGUUUAGACAGAUAGUCUUGACUUCGCUUGUAUUCAUAUGGUGUCUUCGCCGCGUAUUGUUUCUGUUUACUUGGUUUCAUUUUUUAGAGUUGACUCCACAAAUCCUCAGGAUCUUGCGGUUGAGGCAGUAUACAUGUUUGGAUUAUUUGUGUCGUAAUUUUGUAAAGCUGGCUUUCGGGAUACUUCAGGCUGUCUGGGUGUGGACAAUUAUCUUGCCUGUCACAGUACUUAAUUCAAGCUCAAGAAAUCCAUCUCUCCAGGCUGUGGACAUAGUUGGCUGGAUUAUGUGGUCAGUGGGUUCUUUACUUGAAGCAAUAGCUGAUCAGCAAAAAUUGGUAUUCACAAACUCUCUAGAAAAUAGAGGGAGAUGGUGCAAUGUUGGACUCUGGCAAUACUCUCGUCAUCCCAACUAUUUUGGCAAGAUUCUCCUAUGGUGGGGAAUAUUUGUGGCUUCCACACCGGUACUAGAAGGUGCAGAGUGGCUUGUAAUCCUUGGGCCAAUCUUCCUCACAUUGUUGUUGCAUCUUUUCGUCACUAGCAUACCAUUUCUUGAGUGUAUUUUGGAAGAAAAAGUAGCUGAGAUUAACACAUUAUGUUGCAGCCCUCUAAUUCUACUGCCACCAGCUGUAUAUGGGAAUUUGCCCUUAUGGUUCAAAGCAACUUUCUGCUGUAAUCUUCCACAAAUAGAUUCAAACAGUGUUUCCAAUGCAAAUGUUUUGGAGGCAAAUGACUCUGUAGCGACGUAUUAUAUAUAUGUUUGUGGUGCUUUAUUGUUGUAG
Corylus avellana is the source of this 957-nucleotide messenger RNA. The record is from RefSeq and is a predicted model, not a curated record. Lineage: Eukaryota; Viridiplantae; Streptophyta; Magnoliopsida; Fagales; Betulaceae.